Messenger RNA from Brassica oleracea var. oleracea, 1050 nucleotides. Its product is annotated as PHD finger protein ALFIN-LIKE 5. The transcript is spliced from 5 exons. Gene Ontology annotation, biological process: regulation of DNA-templated transcription. Lineage: Eukaryota; Viridiplantae; Streptophyta; Magnoliopsida; Brassicales; Brassicaceae. Gene Ontology annotation, molecular function: transcription coregulator activity; transcription cis-regulatory region binding; histone binding. Bases 91 to 885 code for a protein of 264 amino acids. The record is from RefSeq and is a predicted model, not a curated record. Gene Ontology annotation, cellular component: nucleus.
AUUUUUGCUGCUUUAUCAUCUCACUCAAAAAAAGAGUUGUGCUUUUUCAAAAAGACACAAACCUGAGUGCUGCUUGUCUCAGAGAGGUAGAUGGAAGGAGAAGGAGGAGGAGGAGGAGGUGCGCACUACAACCCUCGAACUGUUGAAGAAGUCUUCCGAGAUUUCAAGGGCCGUCGAGCUGCCAUCCUCCGAGCUCUCACCACUGAUGUGCAAGAGUUUUUCCAGCAAUGCGACCCUGAGAAGGACAAUCUUUGCUUGUAUGGAUUCCCGAAUGAAGUGUGGGAAGUUAACUUACCAGCUGAAGAAGUACCUCCGGAGCUCCCCGAACCUGCACUCGGCAUCAACUUUGCCAGAGAUGGAAUGCAAGAAAAAGACUGGCUUUCUCUCGUUGCUGUCCACAGUGAUGCCUGGUUACUCUCUGUCUCCUUUUUCUUCGGUUCAAAAUUUGGUUUUGAUAAAGUUGACAGGAAGCGUUUGUUCAACAUGAUAAAUGAGUUUCCUACUAUAUUUGAAGUUGUGACUGGAACUGCGAAAAAUCAAACAAAGGAGAAGCCCUCUUCAGCAAAUCAAAAUGGCAACAGAUCCAAGUCAAAUUCAAAAGUGAGAGUUUUAGAUGGCAAAAGCUCAAAGACAAUACAAGCCAUGGAGGAAGAAGGACUAGAGGAAGAGGAAGAGGAGAAAGAAAAGGAAGAGGAUGAAGAGGAACAUGGCGAAACACUGUGUGGAGCUUGUGGAGAUAACUAUGCUGCUGAUGAAUUCUGGAUAUGCUGUGACAUGUGCGAGAAAUGGUUCCAUGGGACAUGUGUGAAGAUCACUCCAGCUAGAGCUGAGCAUAUCAAGCACUACAAGUGCCCUUCUUGCAGCAACAAAAGAGCUCGACCCUAACAUGUUUUAUUCCACUUAUUAGUCUUAGCUAUCUAUCUUUCUAUCCAUCCCAAAAUUGUAAAAUACAACUUUAAUUAUGUUUGAGCACGUCAGUACUUGAAUCCUCAAAUAUAACUUUGUUUAACUCAACUUGUAGUAUUUGAUAAUAUAUGUUUCACAAGGCCA